AUGGGUAAUUGUAAUAACACAAAACAAUCCUCUUCCUCAUCGUCCGGAAAUAGACAACAAAACAAGUUAAAUGUACAGGGACACGGUGAAAUUACGGAAACAAAAGUGACUUAUAAAAUUUUGAUUCUUGGUGAUGCAGGUGUCGGAAAAACAUCCUUGGCAAUCAAGUGGGUAGAUGGAUCUUUCCAAGAAAAUUAUAUUGCAACUAUUGGUGUGGAUUUUAAAAAGAAGGAUGUAGUGGUUGACAAUCAACUGAUAAAGUUGCAGAUAUGGGAUACCGCUGGCCAAGAGAGAUACAAUACCAUUCAAGCAACCUAUUAUCGUGGAUGUGCUGGCAUUAUUGUAGUUUAUGAUAUUACUGAUGCAGACUCAUUCCAAAAUGUGCAGAAAUGGAUUGGAAACAUUGAAAAGAAUACGUCACCAAAUGAUGACAUUACAAUACUUUUGGUUGGAAAUAAGGCAGAUUUGGAGGAUGAAAAAAUGGUGAAAACUGAAGAUGCCAACAAUUUUUGUAAAAAUACAUCCUGUGUUGUAGACAAAGUUUUUGAAGUCAGUGCAAAGACAGGACUAAACGUAAAUAAUGCAUUCAUGGCCCUUGUAGAAGCAAUUCACAACAAGAAAAAAAAGAAAUAA
This is a messenger RNA of Naegleria lovaniensis, 633 nucleotides long. RefSeq lists its product as uncharacterized. The transcript has 6 exons. NCBI's taxonomy places the organism in Eukaryota, Heterolobosea, Eutetramitea, Acrasida, Naegleriidae. The record is from RefSeq and is a predicted model, not a curated record. Gene Ontology annotation, molecular function: GTP binding; GTPase activity. Bases 1 to 633 code for a protein of 210 amino acids.